GAUACACACGCGAGUGCUGGGAUUUUUCCAAAUCCGCAGUCAGCAGUUCCCCCAUCUUACCGGAUGAGCGAGCGUGACGCGUAAGGUUCUUCCCUAAAUAGUAUAAUCCUCGCGCGUCGAGCGAUCGCGAGACGAUUUCACAUUUCGUUAACAAGCAUGUUGUAUUCGUGCGAUGAUUCUCAAUACUAGCUAGGUUAAAAUCGUUUAUGUAUAUAUACGUCACGGUGCAGCGCCAUGUUCGGACAGUACGAUUCGCCGAGCAAUCGCGAGAGACUCGCGACUCCUCGAUAUAUUUGAAAUUUGAACGUGAACGGAAGAAGAAAAAAAAGCACGCGUGAAACGAGAUAAACCUGCUAAACGCGUGUGCCAAACAAAGCGCGUUUAAUCGCGCGGAACUAUCAAACGUCAGGAGCCUCUUCACUCGCUCGUCUCGAGAAUCUUGUGAUAAUUUUUUCCAGGAGAGUUUCGAUUAUCUGUCAAUGGAACAAUGGAAUCUGCGGCGGUCUCAGUCCUAAAACGUGCAGUGGAGAUGGAUAUGAAGGAACAGUUCACAAUGGCAUUGGUAUUGUAUCAGGAAGGCGUACAGAUACUUCUCGACACUGUAAAAGAGACAAAGGAAGCCUACAAGGUGGAGUAUCUCACGUCCAAAGCCAAGGAGUAUCUGGGCAGAGCCGAGAAGGUGAAAAAACUAAUUAUUGAGAGGAAAUCGGCCGGCAUAUACAGGGAAUUGACUAAGAUCGAGAAUGGAUCAACGGGACACGGCUAUGCGAGUGUUUUCGGCAGAUUCUUGGACGGUACUGUCACAUAUAUCAACAUCGAGGAUCCAUAUAUACGAGCCUUUCACCAGUGUCAGAAUCUGGUUAGACUAUGCGAGCUGGCUGUCCAAAAGUGCUGCGCAUUGACCAGAAUAUCCCUGCUUACAACUUACGAGCCGGAAGAAUCUAAUCAAAUUAAUCAAAUUACUAGAUUGGCUGAGUUGAAGGAAAGUUUAGCAUUUCGCAAGAUCUCCUUUGAUUUCUCUUUUUCUGAAACGUUGCAUGACAGACAAAUUACAUUGAGUAAUGGAUGGGUGGUAAAAAUCGGGCGUGGAUUAGACUAUUUUAAAGCACCAGAGGGCAAAUUCGUUCUUGGCUCAUGUGAUCUAGAAUUAAGACCAUGCUUGGAGACUACCAUAGACAUUUUUCACAAGAAUCAACUUCAAAAUGAGACAAGAUAGAGCACAAUAUCAAUUGACAAUAAAAAUGGUUAAUAUUUUUUAUACAGUUUUCAUUAAUGUAUUUCAUAUAUGUAUAUACAUAUAUUAUGGCACAUUUAUCGUGUGAUAGUGAUAAGGCAUCCAUAUUUUUAUAUAUAUUCUCAUCCUUGCGAUAUAGGAUGCAUAGAAUAAAAUAUAUUUGUACAUAUUUAACAAAAAUACUUGCUUUCUGCAUAUUAUUCUUAUAAUAAAAUAUAAAAUAUAA
Formica exsecta is the source of this 1460-nucleotide messenger RNA. RefSeq names its product MIT domain-containing protein 1-like. The record is from RefSeq and is a predicted model, not a curated record. The coding region runs from base 488 to 1216 and encodes 242 amino acids. Lineage: Eukaryota; Metazoa; Arthropoda; Insecta; Hymenoptera; Formicidae. The transcript has 5 exons.